This is a messenger RNA of Aphanomyces invadans, 1236 nucleotides long. RefSeq lists its product as hypothetical. Lineage: Eukaryota; Oomycota; Saprolegniomycetes; Saprolegniales; Verrucalvaceae. The coding region runs from base 98 to 1102 and encodes 334 amino acids. The record is from RefSeq and is a predicted model, not a curated record. The transcript has a single exon. Gene Ontology annotation, biological process: regulation of GTPase activity.
CCGCGCUCAACGGCCCGAUGCGUUUAAUUGAGCCAGUGGAAUAAUUUUUCAUUUUGCAUUCGACGACGGGGCUGGUGCGCGCGCGUCGUCGCUCGAGAUGCCCGCGACCUUGACCGACGGCCCGACGGACGUUCCUCUCCCCACGCCACCCUUUGACGAUAUUCCACAGCUCAAGACGUUUGAACGCGUCGUGAAGAUCGAACUGGACAACGUCCACGGAUGCGAAGAACAGUUUCUCCGCGCGUCCACCGGGCUCUCGGCGGAAAUGAAAGACCUCGGCCACAAGUACGGCCAAGCAUACUUUUCAUUUCUCCUCUCUGGCGCCCUGUCCCCGUCGGCGAGACUUGCCGACCUUACACGCGAUGAAGUCAUGGACCUCGCCACAGACAUCGUGCAUCGCAUGGUGAGCUCCCUGGACAAGUAUGCCCCGUAUGUCCUCCGACUGUCCUGUGCGUAUAUCCUGCGGGAGUUUGAGGCAGCGUUCCCCAACAGUACCCGCGGCACAACGAUUGUAGUCGGAGGCUGCAUUUUCCUCCGACUGAUCUGUCCAACCUUGAUCAAACCGGAAUUGAUGGGCUUUGAACCGCACACCCCCCGGUCGCUUCCAAACGCCAUUCUCCUCGCCAAGCUGCUUCAACAUGCAAUGCGGGGCACUCACUUCGACGUGGCGUCCGACGAGAUGUACUACGCGAACUCGUUCGUGGCGAAGACCAAAGACUUAGUCGCUGCCUACUUGCGAGCGUUCCCGAGCACCAAGAACGACCUCAACUUGAAGAAGGUUGAAGUGAUGACCGAGAACCGACAGCUCGAUAGCGAAGUCCGUGCGGGCGACAUGCCGUGCCUCGACCCACCCAUGCCGCUAUCGUUCCAUCGAAGGACGUCGGGGUCGCUAUCCUGGCAUUCCAAGAGCCCGAAUCAUGCUUCGUCCUCGUCUUCAUCAUCGUCAACGUCGUCUUUUGACGCGAGUCCAAAGCGGCGGUUCAGCCUACGCAACCUCUUCAAGACCAGGUCCUCCGAGCAACACGUUGCCAAUGGCCCAGCCACCUCCAUUGCAUCCCCGCCGCUGUCGCCCGCGCACCGAUGUCGUCACUGCGGCAAGUGACCACCCGACACGAUAGACCCAACCCUCCCCCAUAUUUAUUCCUCGAAUCCACCGAUGUUCCUCCGGAUACGAAUAGGUUUCCGGAUACCUCGACACCCCACAUGGUUUGGUGUAGUAAACACGCGUUUUUUCUC